Messenger RNA from Colletotrichum abscissum, 252 nucleotides. RefSeq names its product base excision DNA repair protein. Gene Ontology annotation, molecular function: catalytic activity. The record is from RefSeq and is a predicted model, not a curated record. The transcript has a single exon. NCBI's taxonomy places the organism in Eukaryota, Fungi, Ascomycota, Sordariomycetes, Glomerellales, Glomerellaceae. Bases 1 to 252 code for a protein of 83 amino acids. Gene Ontology annotation, biological process: DNA repair.
AUGGAGAGGUUAGUGGAGGCGCUGCGACCCGACGGGAUGCAGAGCAAGGAGGCCAAGAUUCUCAUGCAGCUAUUGGACAAGUGGGAUCUUCAGCACCCCUUCAACGCAAGCGAUGAAGAAGUUGUCAAGGACCUGGUCGGCUACUGGGGUCUUGGAUCCAAUGGCGUGUUCUGUUUGAUGCGCAUCUGUGUGAAUCAGGAUGUCUUUGCUGUGGACACCCACACUUACCACAUCACAGGUCUCUGGGGUUGA